This is a messenger RNA of Passer domesticus (house sparrow), 4469 nucleotides long. Its product is annotated as NADH-cytochrome b5 reductase 3. NCBI's taxonomy places the organism in Eukaryota, Metazoa, Chordata, Aves, Passeriformes, Passeridae. The record is from RefSeq and is a predicted model, not a curated record. Gene Ontology annotation, molecular function: oxidoreductase activity. The transcript has 9 exons. Bases 139 to 1188 code for a protein of 349 amino acids.
AUGACGUCACGAGACGGGGCGGCGCGUGGUGCGCACUGUGUAUGUCGUCACGGGGCGGAGCGGGGCCGGCGCGGUUCAUCGCGGAGUGUGACGUUCCGGGACGGAGCAGGGCAGUGACCGCGGUGUGUCGGAGCAGCGAUGGGGGCACAGCUUAGCGUGUUGCAUCAGGUUGUGACAUACCCAAUAUGGCUGAUCUACACCACCUUCAUGAGGCUCUUCAGGAAUCCCCAGCCUGCAAUUACCCUCAAGGAUCCAGAAGUGAAGUAUGCACUGAGGCUGAUCGAUAAGGAGGAAGUUAGUCAUGACACAAGGAGAUUUCGAUUUGCUCUCCCUUCCAUGGAGCACGUUCUGGGUCUGCCUCUAGGGCAGCACAUCUACCUGUCUGCACGGAUUGAUGGAGCUCUGGUUGUCAGACCUUACACUCCAGUUUCCAGUGAUGAUGACAAGGGCUUUGUGGAUCUUGUUGUCAAGGUCUACUUCAGAGGUGUCCAUCCCAAGUUUCCUGAUGGGGGGAAGAUGUCUCAAUACUUGGACAGCUUGAAAAUAGGGGACACCAUUGACUUCAGAGGACCAAGUGGCCUCCUUGUGUACAAAGGAAAAGGCAAGUUUGAUAUUCGGCCAGAAAAGAAAGCUGAACCAGUUACCAAGACAGUGAAAUACGUGGGGAUGAUUGCAGGGGGGACUGGGAUAACACCUAUGCUGCAGAUCAUUCGAGCAAUCAUAAAGGACAAAGAUGACCCCACCACUUGCCAGUUGCUGUUUGCUAAUCAGAGGGUAUCCUGGAGGAGUUGGAAAACACUGUCACUCUGUUGGUGGAAUUCCUGGGAAAUGGAAAGCAGCAGAAGCAGGAAGAACAGAGCUGGAACCAGACUGCAGUCAGUUCCAGUAUCAGAUACUGUUUUCAGUAUUAUUGAAGAGAUGAUGAAUCCCUUAUCAAACAAAAAGCCGGUGAGCUUAGUGUUGUUUCAGCAAGCUACAAUCAGCUUCUUAAAGGUUUCCUCUGAACAGCGCUGGGCUGCCUGCACUUCAUUCUCCAUGGAAUUUGUGUUCCAGCCCCUCUGGUGUUCAGGAUGCCCCUUAUGCUGGGGGCAGCAAUGGACACAGGCUGACUCCUUGGAAAAUUGUUGCAGGAGGAGUUGGCUCUCCUCUUUGGGCUCCUGCAAGUUCAAUUUGCAGAUUUCUGUUUGAUUUACGGGUUGCUGCUCGUGGAGCUGGAGGAGCCAGCAAAGAGUUGUUUCUUAUCUUCUGUCUCUCUGUUACUUAUGACCACUUAGGUCUUUAUGACAGUGCUCCUUUAUGAACUCCCAGCUUUAGAACUUUUUAAAUCACAACAAUUUUCAGGGCUGCCUCGCUUGUGGUUUAUUCCAGUAAUUUACUGCCUGCUCCUGGAUUGUUUUUUUAAAAAAAAACAAAACAAUGUAUUUAGUCUCCUGUGGUAAUUUUUCUAUAUUUUGUAUCGAAGUUCUGUAAAGAAUGUGAAGUUUCCAAUAUAAAGACAAGUGUUGUGUAUGUCAGAGAUCAAAGGUCAUUAUUACAGGAUUCUUACAGUUGCUUUGGUAAAUAGCCAUGGGAAACACUCCCAUGAUGUGUGAGCUUUCAGAUAAGCAGGAAGCUCAAAUGGAAUGAAACUCCAGAUGCAGCUGCAAGAAACAUAAGUUUUACACCCAAAAAAAGUGGGGGAGGGGGGUGGGUGGCAGAAAGUCAGGACAGCUACUUACGUAAAUAAUCUAAAAUACAAUUCUAUUCCAUCUGCAAGCAAGAUACUUGUAUGAGUGUGUGGAUUGCUGCUCCCUCAGCUCCUUUGGGAUAAAGCAAAAGGGGAUGACUUGUUUAUGCUUCUCUCUCUCUCCAUCUUUGCUGCAUUUAAAUGAAGUAUUUACUCAUUCUGGUAAACUUUUUCAUCAUGGGCAUUUUUCUGGUAUUCCAGAUUUGGUAAUAAGGGUUGGUAACUUUUUAAAUGGUGAAAAGGUGUUGGGGAAGAUGAAACAGGAAAGCCUUACAAAUAUGAUUGCCUGGCAAAAGAUUUUGAGAAUAUGGAAACUAUAAGCAAGAUUGAAAUAAGCUUUGAGAUACCUUAGUUACUGAACAACUGGAAAACAAUGGUAUGGCCGGCUGAAGGUAAUCCCCAUUUCAUGAAACAAUACCCUCUGCUUACAGACAGGUCUAAGGGUCAGAGCAGACCCCACUAGCUUAGCAGAAGGGGUCCAAAGAGUAGUUUUUAGGGUUUAAAAUGUAACACAGUAUGGUAAUGUAAUGAUUCUUAUAGGCUGUAUGUAAAUGCUGUAGGAUUUGUAUCUUGUAUUAGAUUGGUUAGUAAGAACUAGAAUAUUCAACACAGAAGAAGAUUUAUUGUAUUGUAACAGGAACCAUUCAUUCAUUCUCUCUGCAUUCUCUUCAUCCUUUCUUUACCACACUCUUGCAUUCAUUCUCUUCAUUCUCUCUCUCUACCACUCUCUACCUCUCUCUUUGUGGCCUGCUCCGAGCUGCGGCUGGCAGCUCCAAGCAGGGCCCCUCCACCCACACCCUCUGCAAUAAACCGCAAGUCCCAAGACCUAGCUUGAGAGAUCUCUCGUCUGCGUUUGUCCCGACUGUCCUGACCCCCUGCAGCUCCUACAAAAAGGAUUCCUGACAGCAGCUGGAAGGGAUUAUUUUCCUACUUAGUCUAUUACUGGAUUGCUGUGACUGUCCCAUCCCUGGAAGUGUCCAAGGCCAGGCUGGAUGGGGCUCUGAGCAGCCUGGGGUAGUGGAAGGUAUCCCUGCCCAUGGCAUGGGAUUGGAACUGGAUGGGCUUUAAGAUCCUGUCCAACUCAAGUCAUUCUGUGAUUCUCACAGGGAGUGCAUCUUUAAAAGUUCAGAGUUCAGACAUUUCAGUCUUAUGGCAGGAUGCUUUUCACAGCACAGAACUUCGAACCUGUUUCAGUAGUCCUAAACCAGUUCAUCAGGUGUUUCUGGAUGUGGCACAUACGCAUGUGGUGGACUUGGUGGAGUUAGGUUUGCAGUUGGGCUGAAAAAUCUUGAAGGUCUUUUCUAACCUAAAUGAUUCUGUAAUUCUAAGAAUAGGUUACAGAUGUAGGUAUGGGAUAGCCAGAUUGUCUUUUUCCCGAAGUGAUCAGGCCUUCAUAGGUAAUUUCAUUUGGUCACUGAUGGGCAAAAAAUGUUAUGGCACUGUCAUCUGUAAUUCUGUGAAAUGCCCAGUUUAAUCUUGUAUACAAUGCAUGAUUACACAUUUCCUUGUCAUUAAAAAACCUGGGAAACAUCUUUAAACCCUUCAACUUCAAAUGGAGGAUGAGCUUUUGUUUCCUCUGAAAGCUGAGUUUCACUGAGAAUGCAGACCAGAAUUUACAAGGGUUUCAGUACAUCCCAAGUGAACUUUUACAUUGUAAUUAAUUUAUACUAACAAAAACUGAGGGCAAACUUGACCCCACUGCACUCAGGGAGAGUCUUUGCCUUCAGCAUGGCCGAGAUCAAUAUUAAGAAUAAUUGCAAGGUAGCUGUUAAAACUGAAGUUCAAGGUAGAAAAAUUGGUUGGGUGUAAAUCGUCUCUGCAGACAGGCUGUAUUUUUUCCCUUGUUUUUCCUCUGCAGUCAUCAUGGCACAGAUUUUUGGGCAUUUAGACAUAUACAACUGUAUAUAUUUUAAUAUAUAUUUAAUUCACACAGGCUGCAGAUGAGAUCAUUGUAGCAGAACUUACUUUGUCACUUGUAGGCCAGUAAUGCAUCUCUUAAUAAUCCAAACUUUCUAAAUGUUAAGCUUCUUAGGAACCGAGAGGUUAAAGUCAUGUACAGCUGUUAAUAAUGAACAAGCAAAAAAAAAAGAAUUGUAGCAAUGCUCACAUACUGCACUCAAGGUCAGUGCCACAGGUAAUGGCUCAGAGAACAAGUCAGACUCAAAACCAGCAUUUGGACAAGAAGUUUGUGUCAAAACAAUGAAAUUAGUUCACAUUUCACAUCAUUUAUUUCGUAGAGCUGGAAAUGGUAUAACCAAUAUUUUUUUAUAAACAAGUGCUUUAAAAUUACCUACUGUGAAUGGAAGGAUGUUGUUUAUUUUUUAAAUUAUGGAGCAUUUUCUUGCAGAAAGAUCCCUGCUUUCCUGAUGCUGCUAAUGACGUGAUAAUGCCUUGCAGCACUGUUUUGAGAAAGCCCAGGGCUGGUUUAAACCAGGCUCUUUGUGUCUGGCACAGUACAGCACCACCAGCACACCAGUGAAUCCCAGGAAUAAUCCAGUUACAGGAUCAAAGCCCACCAGACGAACUGAACUGGCUUCUCUCCCACCACUUAUCUCCAGAUCCAGCUUGGGAUUCUCCACACAGCACUCUCAGGAUGGUGUAAACAUCGCCUAGAAGCUUAAUAUGGCAGAUAUUUUAACAUAAGUAGCUUUUAUUCUGGACUAGCUCUGUUAGAGUCAUCCCCAUGUUUAAAUAAAUAUUUAUACUUGGAAUGUACAUGGUAAAAUUAAACUCUGUAAUGAAA